Molecule: messenger RNA, 615 nt
Organism: Camelina sativa (false flax)
Lineage: Eukaryota; Viridiplantae; Streptophyta; Magnoliopsida; Brassicales; Brassicaceae
Gene: VEL3
Product: vernalization5/VIN3-like protein
Biological process (GO): epigenetic regulation of gene expression; vernalization response
Source: RefSeq, a predicted model, not a curated record
UUACUUCACGCAGGAGGUGCAAGUACCUCAAAGGUUAUAGAAAUAAGUGAUGAUAACAAGAGACGAAGGAAAAACACUAAGCCUCGUCAUUUAAGUUCCUAUGGGAAGAGGACUAGUAAAACUUCAGAAACUGACAUCAAGGGCAAAGGCAAAAGAGUUUGCAUCAAAACUGAAUUUGAUGUAAGACAGAUGAAGAAAAACUAUUCUUGUGGAGUGGUCCUGAAAGAACCUGUCAUGGAGAAUUUUCCCAUUGUCACUCCUCUAGUUAGGUCAGACCAAAUCAAUGACCGUCAAGAUAGACCUGAGAAGGCAAAGAGUCUGGAACUUUUUGACUUUGAGCAUUGUGUCAAGCUCAUACGACAGCUAGAGUGUUCAGGUCACCUAGAGAGCAGCUUUCGACAGAAAUUUUUGACUUGGUUUAGCCUAAGAGCGACGACCGAGCAGAUAAGUGUUGUCAAGACGUUCAUUCAUUCUUUCCAGGAUGAUUCAGUGGCUCUGGCUGAACAGCUCGUUGACAUAUUUUCUUAUUGCGUAUCGACAAAGGGUUCUGGGACGAUUGGUGUAGGCCAUGGAGGUGGCAGUAGUGGUGCGUCAUGUAAGAAGCCGCGACAUUAA